AUGCCCUAUCCAGACGGCUCAGGUCAUUUGACUGGUCUAGUCUGCCUGAAGAAACCUCCAAAGCCAGAAAAGCACGUUGAAGCCAAAGCCAUCGAUAUCGCGGCCGUUCAUGGGCUCAGCUCAGAGCCAGGUGCGAACACCUGGCAGGCUCCCGACGGCACCGUCUGGCUCCGGGAUCUGGUCUCAAAGGAUAUCAAAGGAGCCCGGGUGUUUGCAUUCAACUACGACGCUCAAGCACUCUUCUCGGGGCAGCAGGGCAGUCUUGAGAGCGUUGCUCAGAUCCUGUUGGGUGAGGUAACGAGCCGGAGAGUCUCUACGAGAAUCGGUAGUUGA
This is a messenger RNA of Aspergillus calidoustus, 333 nucleotides long. NCBI's taxonomy places the organism in Eukaryota, Fungi, Ascomycota, Eurotiomycetes, Eurotiales, Aspergillaceae. The record is from the annotation of a GenBank genome assembly.